Messenger RNA from Oryzias melastigma (Indian medaka), 945 nucleotides. Its product is annotated as double-stranded RNA-specific editase B2-like. The transcript is spliced from 3 exons. Lineage: Eukaryota; Metazoa; Chordata; Actinopteri; Beloniformes; Adrianichthyidae. Gene Ontology annotation, molecular function: double-stranded RNA adenosine deaminase activity; double-stranded RNA binding; tRNA-specific adenosine deaminase activity. Gene Ontology annotation, biological process: adenosine to inosine editing; RNA processing. Gene Ontology annotation, cellular component: cytoplasm; nucleolus. Bases 1 to 945 code for a protein of 314 amino acids. The record is from RefSeq and is a predicted model, not a curated record.
AUGGGGACCAAUCUGGAGGUGAAAGAAAAUGAGGAUGAGAAAAACCAAAGAGAUCAUGACAUCUUAAGAAAGUGUCGCCCUUCAGCUCUUUGUACAAACAUCUACACGACUGCACCACGAGCGCUGAAGAGGAAGCCGUCUCUGGUGGCCGGAAAAGAUCAUCAGAGCCAGUUUGCCUGUAAAAGAUCAUCCUGGGCAGUCACGCAGAAGAAUGCUUUAGUCCAUUUAAACGAGUUAAAACCAGGUCUUCGAUAUGAGAUUGUGUCAAAAACUGGUCCUCUACACGCCCCAGUGUUUUCUGUUGGUGUGGAAGUUAACGGGUUCCACUUUGAGGGUUUUGGCUCCACAAAAAAGCAGGCCAAGAUGCGGGCUGCAGAACUGGCUCUGCAGUCUUUCAUCCAGUUCCCAAACGCCUCGCAGGCCCAUGCAGUCAUGGGGAACUUCACCAACACACAUGUGGAUUUUGCUGCAGAUAAACUAAACAUUUCUGACACUUUCCCGACAGAGUUUAAACCCUCUGUUUUUGAAACCUGUGAUCUCUUGCAUUGGAACACAAAGAAGGAGAUUUUGAACAGUAUCUGCAACCACAAGCAACUUAUUGGGUUCACUCUGGACUUGAUUUCUUCUGCAAACCCAAAAGGACAAAGCUUUAGCACCUUGCUGUUAGAGCACCUCAGCCCAGUGGCACUGCUCAGUGUUCUUCGACCAGAGCUCAGGUUCAUGUGUCUGACAGAAAGAGUUCACGGCAGGCCCAAGAGGAACUUCAUUAUGGUGCUCAGAUUUGAAGGAAAGCUGUUUGAAGGUUGUGGUCCCAGCAAAAGACUUGCCAAAGAGCGGGCAGCGGCAGCAGCUUUGGAUUCUCUUUACAGAAUCAGUCUGGGACCAGAAAGGAAGAUGAUGGGAGUCCAGAACUGUAAUAGUCAGUUACCUCAGCUCUACAUCUAG